AUGUUGAGCAUCGGACUCUCCGCAACCUCGAACGAGCGGCACGCUCACUCGAGAAUGCCUCUCGUCAGCGGAGAGAAGUCGAACUUCCAAUAUAUUCUUCGUCUUCUCAACACCAACGUCGAUGGCAAGCAGAAGAUCAUGUACGCCUUGACCCGCAUCAAGGGUGUCGGCCGUCGUUACUCCAACCUGGUCUGCAAGAAGGCCGAUGUCGACUUGAACAAGCGUGCUGGUGAAAUUACCACCGAAGAGCUCGAGCGAAUUGUCACCAUCAUCCAGAACCCUACUCAGUACAAGAUCCCGGAAUGGUUCCUCAACAGACAGCGCGAUAUUGUCGACGGCAAGAACACCCAAGUGUUGGCCAACAGCAUGGAGAGCAAGCUGCGUGAGGAUUUGGAACGUCUCAAGAAGAUCCGAGCCCACCGUGGUCUCCGACACUACUGGGGUCUCCGUGUCCGAGGUCAACACACCAAGACCACUGGCAGAAGAGGUCGCACUGUCGGUGUCAGCAAGAAGAAGGGUUAA
Messenger RNA from Exophiala dermatitidis NIH/UT8656, 522 nucleotides. Its product is annotated as 40S ribosomal protein S18. Gene Ontology annotation, biological process: translation. NCBI's taxonomy places the organism in Eukaryota, Fungi, Ascomycota, Eurotiomycetes, Chaetothyriales, Herpotrichiellaceae. The coding region runs from base 1 to 522 and encodes 173 amino acids. Gene Ontology annotation, molecular function: structural constituent of ribosome; RNA binding. The transcript is spliced from 4 exons. The record is from RefSeq and is a predicted model, not a curated record. Gene Ontology annotation, cellular component: ribosome; cytosol; small ribosomal subunit.